Messenger RNA from Physella acuta, 3147 nucleotides. RefSeq lists its product as uncharacterized. Gene Ontology annotation, biological process: acyl-CoA metabolic process; fatty acid catabolic process. Gene Ontology annotation, molecular function: fatty acyl-CoA hydrolase activity. Gene Ontology annotation, cellular component: peroxisomal matrix. The record is from RefSeq and is a predicted model, not a curated record. Lineage: Eukaryota; Metazoa; Mollusca; Gastropoda; Physidae.
GCCUAUGCAAGUUCAAGUAAAUUACAAAUUAAAUUUAGUUCAGUAACAUAAAUUUGACACAAUUAUUUUAUAAUUUACGAGCCUAAAUAUUAGGCCUACUAGAUUCUAAUUAAUAGUUUUUUAGUUAAUUAACUAACAUCAAACAAUAGUUUCUAGAUCUAGUCUGAAAUAAGUUUUUUUUCAAUAGAUCUAUCUAUCUAUAUCCUAGAAUCUAUUUUUUUUUUAAAUUAAAAAAAAAGCUUUCAAUUAGUCCUAUUUAUUAUAAUAAUUAGGCCUACAUUUUUAAGUUAUGGGUUUCAAUCACUUGUUGAAAAUGUUUAAGUACUCAGCUGCAACAAAUUUGUAUGCGAAAGCAAAUUUUAGCUCAAUUUCCACUGGACAAAAUUUUCUAAACAAUAUACUAGGCAUAGGCCUAGCUGGCAAAACCAAAAGUAGUAUCAACAGAUGCUUGUGGAAUUUAUCAGGCAACAACAAUACAUCAGAGCUAGAUAGUUUUUUGUCCAAAUCCUUUUUAGAUCUGGAAAAGAUUGAUGAAAAUUUAUUUAGAAGUAAAACUUUAUGGAAACCCAAAAAAGUUGCCAGAGGUAUAUAUGGAGGUCAGCUGAUUGGACAGGCUCUCAUAGCAGCUUCACAUGGAAUGCCAGAAAGUCAACACAUCCACAGUCUGCACUCAUAUUUCCUUCAAUCAGGUAGCACAGAUCGCCCAAUUCUAUAUCAUGUGGACAAAACACGAGAUGGCAAGACCUAUUGUUCUCGAUCAGUAAAAGUUGUGCAGGCUGGUUCUCCAAUAUUUACUAUGCAAGCAUCAUUCAAGAGAGCUGAAUCAGUUCCUAAAACUCACCAGAAUACAAUGCCGAAAGUUCCAUUACCAGACGAGCUACUUUCUCCUAUAGAAGUUCUAGAUAACUUAAGAAAACAAGAUUUGAUCAGCGAAGAGCGCCACAAAUUUGGAUUAGAGUGGUUUGAAGGCUUUCCUAUGGAUGUCAGGUGGGUGGACCCAACUAGCUUUAUGUAUACAGUACCACAGAAUCCUAAGAGGAGUGUAUGGAUCAAAGCUCAUGGGCACAUUGGUGACAAUUUGCACCAGAAUACUCAUAAGUGCUGCUUAGCAUAUCUAUCAGAUUUGUACAUUCUUCAAACUGCCUUGAUGCCUCUUAGUCCAAUUUGGGAUAAGUCCAUUUUUGUAGCCUCAUUGGACCAUUCUAUGUGGUUUCAUGCUCCAGUCCGAUCCGAUGAAUGGCUACUGUAUGAGACUGAAGCAGAACAUAUCGGAGAUGGACGAGCUCUUUGUCAUGGAAGAAUAUGGGAUAGUAAUGGCACCUUAGUGACAACUGUGGCUCAAGAAGGUGUGAUGAGAUUUAAUACACAUUGCAAGAUCAACGGAGUCAUGUCGGUAGUACAGAAAAACAAUCAAUCACCAGAACUUGAUAGUUUCUUGACACGAUCGUUUUUAGAUUUAGAAAAGAUUGAUGACAAUUUGUUUAGAAGUAAAUCACUAUGGAAACACAAAUUAGCUCGUGGUGUCUAUGGAGGACAACUCAUUGGCCAAUCCCUCAUAGCUGCUUCAUAUGGAAUACCUGAAAAUCAACAUAUACAUAGUUUACAUUCAUAUUUCUUACAGAAAGGCAACACAGAUCUGCCCAUGUUGUACCAUGUUGAUAAAACAAGAGGGGGUAAAACCUACUGCUCCCGCUCAAUAAAGGCAGUACAGGCAGGCAGCGUUGUGUUCACCAUGCAGGCUUCAUUUAAAAUGGCAGAAUCUAUAGAGAAAACUCAUCAGCUGCCCAUGCCAAAGGUACCACACCCUAAUGAGCUAAAAGCCCCACCUGAGAUACUGUCAACUUUAAGACAACAUGAUCUGAUAACAGAAGAGCGCCUCCGGCUUGGCCUGGAAUAUUUUGAGGGUUUCCCAAUGGAUAUUAGAUGGGUAGAUCCCGAGUUAUUUUUGUAUAUCCGGCCACAUUACCCCAAGAGAAGUGUUUGGAUCAAGUCCAGGGGACACAUAGGUGAUGACCAGCACCAGAAUGUACACAAAUGUUGUUUGUCCUAUUUGUCUGACCUGUACAUAGUUCAGACAGCGUUGUUACCCUUUGCCCCCAUCUGGGAGAAACCAUUUUUUGUGACAUCUUUGGACCACUGCAUGUGGUUCCAUGCACCCUGUAGAGCUGAUGACUGGUUGUUGUAUGAAAUUGAAGCUGAAAACACAGGUGAUGGUCGAGCUCUAUGCCAUGGAAGAAUCUGGGACACAAAUGGAACUUUGGUGACAACUGUUUCACAGGAGGGAGUUAUCCGCCCCGCUGUGGCUAAAUUAUAGAGUCGUCAUGGAACAGAUGAGUUCACUGGAUGUAAAAACUCAUUAGUGACAAUAAGCUGAACCUAAAUCAGUUUGACUGGUGCUGUUAUCAGAGAUUAAAGUUUUAAUUUUUUGUUGUAUUUGGAUGAUACAGUUUGGAGAUUAAAAACAAUCUUCAAAUCUUAGAUUUUUGUUUAGCACAUUAACACAGAGUUCUUUUAUCUAAAUAGCUGAUAGACACUUAGUGUGGUGCUAUUUUCUAAAAAAUUUGCAUAAACCCCUAUUUUUCAAAUAGAUAAACUUUACAACAUACCUGAGAACAUAAGUAAAAGUAAGAAAAUUGUCUACUUGAUUGAACAAUUUGUGUCAGUUCUAAAUAUUUAAGAUGAUGAUAGUAAUACUUUUUGGCUGAAUUUAAUGAAACAAGUCAGUAAAAAGUGAAACAAACACUAAUCUAUAUAAACACUACUUAAAUCAAAAGUAAAAAUGGACCAUUGGUAAAAUAGUUCUGGUUGUUAAUUUUAUUGUAUUUAUUUCUUUAUACAUUUGUAUGUAAACAAUGUAUGUAUACAAGUUUAAUUGUAAAAGUGGUUGUUUAAUUUAUAUAAUUUGGUUUCUUUUUUUUUUCAUGUCACUGACAUUUGUCAGUCUUAACAUUUGCCUGCUCAUGUUAUUCAUUUCACUUAAAGAAAUGCUCACAAAUAUAUUUGGAGAGAGGGUGGGGGUCUUAACUACCCCAUCCAUUGACGGGAAAAGUGUAAAAUUUUGUAUUUAAGUUGUUCUGUUUUGAAUAUUUUAAAAUGUACAUUUGUAAAACCUAGAGCAGAUCUCAAGAGGGACACGGACCCCCCCUC